GGAAGUUAGAAGUAUAAAAAUACCCAUUGUUGUGGGGAAGCACCUGUCGUGUAUCAGCAAUUUACACAUUUGGGAGGCACAUCUCAGUGUAAAUACACUGGGAGAAGUGUGAUAGCACUUGUGAGUAAAGCUACAGACCUCACCAGGCCUGGGUCUACCUGCUCUGCCAAUAGUCCUCUUCUCCAGCUGCACCCAUGCCAGGGUAAACCAGUGUUGCAGCAACAAUAUGAGCGUUACUCCACUAAACAUCUCUCUGGACACUCAGAUUACCACCUCUAACCAGUGGGCUUUGACCAGCUGUCAUCCAAAUGUUCCAAUUAUGAUGUCUGGAUACAGAAGUGGUCGCCUCUGGAUUCAUGAUUACCAGCCUCAGUUCUGGAGUAAAUACCAAGUGUGGGAGUGGCUGCAGCAGGUCAUGGACAUAAACCAGAUUGAUGCCCCCAAUAUCCCGUUCCAAAAUUUUGAUAUGGAUGGCCACCAGCUCUGCAAAAUGACCUACCAGGACUUUGUUCGUGCAGCAGGAAGUCUGGGACCCAUUCUUUUCCACGGCAUAACACAGCUCAAGUGGAACGGGGACCAUGCAGAAAUAAAUCAACCAGAACUAAAACCAGAGUUAGACAUUCCCUAUGCAUUUUCAGAUGUCAGCUCUCCGCAAAUAGAAGUCUUUGACUCCUUGAUACCCCCUCAUGUCUCACCCUCGCUUUCCAGCCCUGAAAUCCAAGUGUCUUACAAUCGUCCACAGCAAGUCAAAAAACACAGUAAGUACAAUAAAAAAACUUAAAACCUCCAUUUGGACUGCAGUCUUGGGACACAAAUCUUGAACAUUUCUUUUUUUUUUCUUUUUUUUUUAUAACGUCCUGCCCAGCU
Molecule: messenger RNA, 867 nt
Organism: Entelurus aequoreus (snake pipefish)
Lineage: Eukaryota; Metazoa; Chordata; Actinopteri; Syngnathiformes; Syngnathidae
Product: ETS homologous factor-like
Exons: 7
Coding region: 227-781 (184 amino acids)
Molecular function (GO): sequence-specific DNA binding
Source: RefSeq, a predicted model, not a curated record